Molecule: messenger RNA, 2179 nt
Organism: Stylophora pistillata
Lineage: Eukaryota; Metazoa; Cnidaria; Anthozoa; Scleractinia; Pocilloporidae
Source: RefSeq, a predicted model, not a curated record
CAAUUUUUCAGCUCAAAAGAAACGAUCAAUAUCGCACGAAACUGCCAAAAAUUAAAUCGAAACGUUCUUGGAAAUCUGCUAAGAAAAAGACGAGGAACAAAGAAACGGCUCGAGUGUUUCUUUAAUGUAAUGCUGAUUUAAUGUCGUUCUAGUUUUGACAUUUCUCCUGAGCAGUUUUUCCACGUUUGAGAGAUCACGGCCUUACAUCUUCAUCAAUUAAUGGCUCUAGUAUUUCUUAGUUUUAAGUUUCAAGCUUCAGGCGAGUCGCCAGGUUGCUUUAGGAAUCCUGUUGGUGUUGCUGAUCGCAGUAUAAUCCCUGAUAAACAGAUAACAGCAUCUUCCUAUUUCAACCCUGGUAGUAUGGCGGCUUGUGGUCGACUCAACGGUAACAGAGGCGCUGGUUGGUGUUCGGCUAGUUCCACUAGAAUAGAAAGGCUUACGAUUGACGUCGGAGAAAUAAUUCAAGCAUGCGGUCUUGCUACCCAAGGAUCCACAGAAUGGGUCAAAUACUCUUGGGUUAAAGCUUUCUUACUGCUUACUUCCACGGAUAGAGAAAAUUGGGAACCUUACCAGGAAACACGUGGUGAAACAACUGUACACAUUUCAUUGUAUUAGGCAUAAAAAGCAAUUGUUAAUUUUUAAUUUGGUGGUGUGGAAAGAAAUUGGAAGAAAACGUUUUUUUCUUAAUAUUUCUUGUUUUCCUUUUUUUGCUUAUGGAACAAUUUGGUUCGGAGAUUCUUAUUCCCUUUCAAAAUAGUGAUGUCCUAUUUUUUUACCUACAUGUUUCAAAGGUAUUUCUGAGGAAAGGUAAUAGUUCGACAGUCGACCAUCACAAGUUACCGAUGCCAGUGUACGCAUGAUACUUUCAGGUUCUGUUUCUUCCAUUUUAUUAUCACAACUGGAUCUGCCUCAGAGUUGAGAUUUACAAAGAAAAAUUUCCAGGAUGUCAAUACUACGACUUAGGACUGAGCAAUGGAUACAUCCUGGAUAGAGAUAUCAGUUCGUCAUCCGUACUUAACGCUAAUGCACCAGCAAAGAAUGGUCGAUUACACUAUACUGAAGGAUCCUCGUGGUGUGCAGCAACAAAUGACAGUCAGCCAUACCUACAGGUUGACUUUGGGAAGCUUUAUAUCAUCUGUGCUGUGUCAACUCAGCGAAAUUCCCAAGGGGAUCAGUGGGUGAAGAAGUACACACUUCAAUCAUCCAGGGAUGGAACAACUUGGGCAGACUAUCAAGAGGCGGGAAUAUUGAAGUAUACCAAGGCAGCUGCUGUAUGAGAGUUGAAAUAUAUGGAAUACCGCUGAAAGCAGACAAUCUGGCCUUACAAAAGCCCACUACUCAGUCAAGCAUAUAUGUUGGUAAUAUGCAUAAUCAUUGGGCAAGUAACGCGGUGAACGGAGUAUGGAAUUUUGCGAGUUACUUUUGUACACGCACAAGGUCAUCUACUAAUCCAUGGUUGGGAAUCGACCUUGAGCAAGUGCUUCCCGUUUCAGAGGUUUACAUACUCAAUAGUCCGGAAACAUUAGACGAUGCUGAGAUAAGAGUGGGAAAUGAAACUACAAGUGGAGGAGCAAAUAAUAGCCUUUGCGUCAGUGGUUUAAGAAAUAAUGGUACAAUGGGGAAGUUUUUUCGCAGUAACACGUCACUGUAUGGCAAGUAUUUAUUCAUUAGAUUACUUGGAUCAUCAAAAACUUUGAGCCUAUGUGAAGUUGAAGUUUUCUCCGAAGUAAUGUCGAAUCUCGCCUUGAAUCAGCCUGCUUAUCAGUCUUCUACACUUACAAACAAUACGGCUGACAAAGCAGUAGAUGGACAUAUUCCAACCUGUUCUUCAACUCAGUCCCAGCAGGACCCCUGGUGGAGAGUGGACUUGGGAGCAACACAGGUUGUGGCCAAGGUCAUGGUAACAUACAAAAAUCGCACGGAAGGAGUUCACGUCUGGGUUGAGGCAGUUCAAACUUGCGCUGCGGAGGACAGCAUACUUCCCAAAGAUUUCAAACCAUUCGAGAACUACUUCACAUACAUUGUCUUCCAAGACUUCUUGGAAAUUUUGUUUUCAUUGAAGAUUCAGGCGCUAACAGAACACUUUCCUUAUGCGAAGUGCAGGUUUAUUCUGAGAGACAAACAGACAAUGGUAAGCAAUUGUUGUAAAUAUGAGGUUGAAGUUGAGGUUGAACACUGA